AUCAAACGAACCCUGUGUCUGUCAUCGCACAGCGUGUGGAUCUGAAGUCGCGCAACAUCGAGUCUCAGCGCAGGUGGAGCCGGUUUAAGGUCACUUCUUUCGGUAUAUCACUUGUGUUACCGACGGAACUGCUGUGUGGUAGCAAACCGAGAAACAGUCAUGGUAUUUCUGUCGCUGUCUUGUUGGAUCAGGAAUCGUGGACCGGACAGAUACUGGAAAGUCCAAGAAGUUCUGAAACAUGCACGGGUAAAUGGCUGCGACUAUUUCCUGGAAUAGAGAAGAGAACAGUUGUUUAACGUGGUGGACUGUGAGGUGGUCUACUGCAAAAUAGCUCAAUUUCAUAGUUAACUUAAUUUAAAAUCUAAUAUUUAUAACGGUAAUAAUCCGCCAUUCAGUUUCCUGUCUGUUCCUCCUGCAGCACUUCAGGGGCAGAAAGAACCGGUGUUACAGUCUGGCUGUGCUGGCAGUCAGGAGAGCUUUUGUGUACGCAACCAAAGCUCGGAGGUUCAAGAAACGGAACAUGAGAACGGUAAGAAACAAAUAUAAGAUUAAAUAUGAGUGAAUAUUAAAUAAUUACUGAUUCACAUGAAAUACAGAGUCUUUGUCUAAUCAAUCAAAUCAAAAAGAACUGACAGUGUUUCUGCCUGUGAAAAAGACACAAAUUCAGCUUUAAAAAGGGUGUAAUAUGAAUGAUACAGUGACGCCAAAAGAAACAAUGUGUUGAAGCAGAGUGGGAACUUUUUAGUCAUUUAUCUUUAUAACUCAUGACUUCCUACUGACUUCUUUCUUUUCUAUUUGAUUUAAAAAAGCUUCAAAUUUGACUAUUUGAGAAGAAGACAUUCAUUUAAAGUCCCGUCCAAACAAAAGCCAAAUGAUUGUUUAGAUGAGACAAAUUAUAGUCAUUUUAGGAGGUCAUAUACCCAAAAAGGGGUGGGUGACACUGCACCAAUCUGUGUACCAUCUUAACUCAAUUUACAUGUCCUUCUAAAUCCUAGCUUCAGAUGGAUAGAUGUAUCAUUCAGUGACAUGAGUGGUAUUUAAUGUUCUUUAUUUCAUUUGUCUUAUGUUCUCAUUGUUUUAGCUGUGGAUUACACGCAUUGCCGCAGCAUCACGAGAACAUGGCAUGAAGUAUCCCGCCCUCAUGCACAACCUCACCAAGGUUAGAAUCAUCACUCUCUAUGUUUUUGUUUGUUUGUUUUGUUGCUGACAAUUCAUUUGUUCUGAAUUAAAAACUUUUUUUCUCCCUCCAGACCAGCGUUCAGCUCAACCGGCGUGUUAUCUGCGAUCUCGCCAUCACAGAACCUCGUUCAUUUCUCUCACUUGCAAAGCUGGCGCGGGCUCGGCAACAGGAGGGCUUGCGUGCAGCGUUAGGUGAUGGCAAAGAGCCUCCAGGUGUUUUAUCACGUGUUGUCGUUCUACAGUGAAGGAAUUUAUGAAGUAACACAUUUCCUACUUGUCAUGUGGUGUUGAGAGCAGUGGUCUUGGAUUAUAGGAAUGUUCACAAAAGAGUUAGAGAAAUUCAUUCACUUUCUUUGCAUUGGUUUGCUCCACAGUGGUGUCUGUCUUUUCAAAAAGACUUUUUUUCCCUCUUACUGGGGAGAUAAAAUCUCAAAAGAGCAAUGUCCCUGAAGUGGAGGGAGUGUAUCACCUCACUCAUAGACCCAGUGGGAGGCCUCCAUGCCUUGAUCAUUGACCUUGAUGGACAGUCUCUAGAGUCAAAAUGAAACCCUGUGCCCUUGCUGCAGUUUGACACAUUUCUAUGACUGCUCCUGCCAAUGAGGUCCUUACUGACAAAGCAUGAGAGGGAUAAUUGUUCCCAACUUAACACUUUUGUCUCGAGUGAAACCCAUUUCAAGUGAAAAGACAUCUUAAGGGUAGUUUAUAAGGACAUAAACAUAAUCCAACAUGGCAAACUUUGAUGUCAUGGCAACUACUUGUCCACAUUCAAAAGUUUCUGUUCUAUUUCCUUUUUUCCAUCCAAGCUCUCCAUCAUGUGUCCUAGCUGCUGUUAUACCAACAGAAUUACCACUACUUCAUAUAUGCUCUCCUUAUGACAAGCAGUGUUGUGGUUUAUUACGUGAUUUAAACUACUCCCAACUGUGCUCAACAUGGUUUUGGAUUAUGACUUUGAAUUCUAAGAAGGUGUAAGAAGUGAAACCUCAACUUUUGUUUUUUUUUGACGACUUUGGUCUCACUGUAAAUAUUUAUUCCAUAAUUUGUUGUGGUUUUCCUUUGAAUGUUUAUUUCAUUAAACAUUUUGAUAUACACAUUGUC
This is a messenger RNA of Xyrichtys novacula (pearly razorfish), 2274 nucleotides long. The record is from the annotation of a GenBank genome assembly. NCBI's taxonomy places the organism in Eukaryota, Metazoa, Chordata, Actinopteri, Labriformes, Labridae.